Molecule: messenger RNA, 644 nt
Organism: Solanum dulcamara
Lineage: Eukaryota; Viridiplantae; Streptophyta; Magnoliopsida; Solanales; Solanaceae
Product: LOB domain-containing protein 1-like
Exons: 2
Coding region: 69-572 (167 amino acids)
Source: RefSeq, a predicted model, not a curated record
AAGAAAAGUGAAAUACAAAUUAAAGUUCUCUUCUGGUAAUUAAACCUAGAAUUGGGAGGCGAUCGAGGAUGGCUGGUUAUUCUUCUUCAACAGAAAAUAGAAGUCUCUUUAGCCCUUGUGCUGCGUGCAAAUUUCUCCGCCGACGAUGCCUCGAGAAUUGCCUGUUAAAACCUUACUUUCCGCCAACUGAGCCGCUGCAAUUCGUCGUUGCUCAUAAAAUCUUUGGAGCCAGCAACAUUAUCAAGUUGCUGCAGGAACUUCCGGUAACGCAACGAGCAGAUGCAGUUAACAGCCUUAUUUAUGAAGCGAAUGCAAGGAUGAGAGAUCCAAUUUAUGGGAGUGCUGGUGUAAUUUCCAAUCUUCAUGACCAAAUGAUUAAGCUCCAAGCACAAGUUGCUUUGGCACAAGCAGAGAUCUCUAAUUUAAAAUCACAAAAUGCCAAUUUGAUGACUUUAAUCCACAAACAAAAUUCAUCACCAGAUCCAUUUCUGGAUUCAACCCUUUUCCCAUAUGAUGAUGAUAAUAAUAAUUGCUAUCUUGGUGAGACAACUUGGGAAUCUUUCUGGUCAUGACAAUAACACAUUAUUAUUUCCUGUAAUUACACCCUUAUAAUAGUAUUAUUAUUUUAGUUGGGGAAAAAUGGC